AUGUAUCCAACAGAUCGAGGUACCGGGCAUGUUGCCUACCAGUCCAAGGUACGCGUCAUAGAGAGGUACAAGGUCAUUGGCUUCAUUAGCAGCGGAACAUAUGGCCGUGUCUACAAGGCCGUUGGCCGGCAAGGCCAGAAGGGCGAGUUUGCUAUCAAGAAGUUCAAACCCGAUAAGGAGGGCGAGCAAAUCUCGUACACGGGCAUUUCUCAGAGUGCCAUCCGCGAGAUGUCGCUUUGCAGCGAGUUGAAACACCCCAACGUUAUCAGACUCGUCGAGAUCAUCCUGGAGGACAAGUGCAUUUUCAUGGUGUUUGAAUAUGCGGAGCACGACCUUCUCCAAAUUAUCCACCACCACACACAACAACCCCGGCACCCAAUUCCUUCGCAGACCGUCAAAAGCAUCAUGUUCCAGCUGCUGAACGGAUGCCAGUACAUCCACUCCAACUGGGUUCUGCAUCGCGAUCUGAAGCCCGCCAACAUCAUGGUCACUUCGGCUGGGGAGGUCAAGGUUGGCGAUCUGGGCCUUGCCCGCCGCUUUGACAAGCCCUUGCACUCACUCUUCAGCGGUGAUAAGGUCGUCGUCACUAUAUGGUAUCGCGCUCCCGAGCUCAUCCUAGGUUCCAGGCAUUACACGCCUGCCAUUGACAUGUGGGCUGUUGGCUGCAUCUUUGCAGAACUGUUGUCCCUGCGCCCCAUCUUCAAGGGGGAGGAGGCCAAGAUGGACAGCAAGAAGACUGUUCCGUUUCAGCGGAAUCAGAUGCAAAAGAUUGUGGACAUCAUGGGUCUGCCGACCAAAGAGCGCUGGCCGCUAUUAUCUUCCAUGCCAGAGUACGCCCAGCUCGCGACGCUGCAGCCACCCAUGUCCUCUGCACACCAUCACCACCGGAGCCAUCAUCAAAGUCUGCCACAGGGCUCCAACCUUGAAAAGUGGUAUUGGAGUACAGUCAGCCAAGGUGCUGCGAGCAAUGCAUCGCAGGCGUCGCAAUCUUCCGGACCCCUUGUGUCUCUUGGCGUUGAAGGCUUCAAACUUCUCUCGAGUCUGUUGGAGUAUGACCCUCUGGAACGACUUACAGCCGCUAAGGCGCUGCAGCAUCCGUUCUUCAGCACGGGUGACCGACUGACCGCUGGGGCGUUCGAAGGGCUGAAGAAUGAGUACCCUCACAGGAGAGUGAGUCAGGACGACAACGACAUCAGGACGGGUAGUUUGCCGGGCACUAAGAGGAGUGGUCUGCCUGACGAUUCAUUGAGGCCGUCAAAGAGGGCGAAGGAGUGA
Messenger RNA from Verticillium nonalfalfae, 1275 nucleotides. It is a transcript of the gene SSN3, whose product is annotated as cyclin-dependent protein kinase. The coding region runs from base 1 to 1275 and encodes 424 amino acids. The record is from RefSeq and is a predicted model, not a curated record. NCBI's taxonomy places the organism in Eukaryota, Fungi, Ascomycota, Sordariomycetes, Glomerellales, Plectosphaerellaceae. The transcript has 2 exons. Gene Ontology annotation, biological process: protein phosphorylation. Gene Ontology annotation, molecular function: ATP binding; RNA polymerase II CTD heptapeptide repeat kinase activity; cyclin-dependent protein serine/threonine kinase activity. Gene Ontology annotation, cellular component: nucleus; mediator complex.